CUCGAUCACCUCUGAGGAAUUUCCCUUCCAUUCUUCGCCACUUUCUCUUCUUUUGACGCGUUCUUUAAUUCACGGUGCAUCUGAUCAUGAACCUCCAGAACAUUGUGGAACCUGUGACGACAAAAGCAUCGCGACACUCGCAAGGCUCCAGGUUGUCACGUAGCGGCACUUGGAACUCUUGCAAAGAUGAAAUCUACAGAGUAUAUAUGACGGAGAGGAACACGUUACCAAUGACCAUGGAAUUGUUUCAGACACAAUAUGGCCUCAAAGCAUGUGCACGGACAUGGAAGUCGAAGCUCAAGGAAUGGAAGUUCGACAAGUAUUUGGUUGAUAGAGAGAAGGAUGUCUCAAUCGCGAAGGUAGCUAAAAGGAGAAGGGAGGGUAAGACGACGGCUCUCCUUCGUGAGGACCGACAGAUCAGUCCCGGAAGGCUUGCCGAUUUUAAGCGGAGGAAAAGGGAGAGUAGUGUUGUGGUAGUAUCUCCAAGUACUGAAACCGCAGAAGACUUGGCAUGCCAUUCCCCAUUGAACGGAGAGGAAGCCACUACGCACGGAGUCAUAAAUCAGAGGCCGUCUAGUCAGCAUCAAGAUUCCGAUUCAACAUUGGUUGGCAUAUCACGUGCAGCUUCUCUCAACUGGUUCAAGACAGUGGCGAACGAUAGUAGCCUGUUCUUAUCGGCUCGCGCCGCUGGUCUGGUGCGGAUUUUAGUCAAAGAUCUUGAGGACGAGCUCGAAAGAACAGAGCAGAAUGGGGAACCCAUCAAUGCCUCUCUUUGGUGGAAUUUCGGUACGUCAGGAAUCAAUGUUUGGUGUGAUUAUUGCCUGAAGAUAAUUGGUGAUCAAGUAUUGUAUGAUUGCCAUACAUGCCCAGACCUUACCGGAGGUAACUGGGUAAUAUCGUACUGUUUUGAGUGUAACUACAGCAAGAAAACUCUUUGUCAGGCCGAAAACCACCAAUUAGUGCGCGAUGACUGUUUUAAAUCCUCCAGAUGUCUCGAUGCAGCAUAUCCGGACCUGGAAAGAUGGUGCGAUGCGGUAGAUUGCGGAAAGAAGAUCUCGGGGCUUUACUUUCACUGUUGUAUAUGCGACAGUGACAAUUUUGAUCUCUGCUUACAAUGCGUUAUGGGAGGCCGCGUAUGUCAGGAUAUGGGUCACGUUCUUUCACCUGGUGUGAGACCAAUAGAGAGAGAGAUAGGCUGUGAAGAAGCUUGCACUCAGAUAUAGUCAUGAGACCAUUUACUUCUAGCUUGAGGAUUUUUCUGAGAGCUGCUUCAAGUCACCGAAGUUGAAUUUAUGUCUCUACUUUAUAAUUUUUACCAACUGUACGAAACCAUCUCCAAGUAGACCGUCUAAGUCUCAAGCUCUAAUUGGUGCUUGGCUUUCGGAAUAAAAACCUUUUUUGCCCUCUUAA
This is a messenger RNA of Hyaloscypha bicolor E, 1410 nucleotides long. RefSeq lists its product as uncharacterized. The record is from RefSeq and is a predicted model, not a curated record. Lineage: Eukaryota; Fungi; Ascomycota; Leotiomycetes; Helotiales; Hyaloscyphaceae. Bases 87 to 1223 code for a protein of 378 amino acids. The transcript has 5 exons.